AUGGACGGCGCCAACUUCACUUCCCAGCAGAAAGCCGAGCUCGUUAACCGCGUCCGCUCGGAAGUGCAGCAGCAGGCACUACAGGAGCUGACGCAGAACCUUCAGGAGAAGUGCUUCGACAAGUGCAUCACGCGCCCCAACGGCAAGCUGGACGGCAAGCAGCAGAACUGUCUCGCUCUGUGCAUCAACAGAUACAUCGACACCAUGAAGGUGGUCUCGGAAGUCAUGGUGCAGCGCGGCCCCCAGGGAUAA
Phytophthora infestans T30-4 is the source of this 252-nucleotide messenger RNA. Its product is annotated as Mitochondrial Protein Translocase (MPT) Family. Lineage: Eukaryota; Oomycota; Peronosporomycetes; Peronosporales; Peronosporaceae. The transcript is spliced from 3 exons. The record is from RefSeq and is a predicted model, not a curated record. Bases 1 to 252 code for a protein of 83 amino acids.